Messenger RNA from Colletotrichum truncatum, 372 nucleotides. RefSeq lists its product as uncharacterized. NCBI's taxonomy places the organism in Eukaryota, Fungi, Ascomycota, Sordariomycetes, Glomerellales, Glomerellaceae. The record is from RefSeq and is a predicted model, not a curated record.
AUGCGCUUCUCUACAUCCCUGGUUACUCUCCUUCUCACUGUGACCGCUCACGCCAGCGUUGCUCAGCCGAACGAACUGGCCGCCGUUGCGGAGCGGUCGGACGACAACGACCUCAUCGUGCCACUGGUUGAGCAGCGAGACGAACCCACCCUUGACAAGAGGGCUUGUACAUAUAACGGAUGCAAGUGUAACAGCCGCGGAAGGCAGCUUACUGUCUGUGGCAACUGUGUCUGGAGCGAUACCCGCAACUACGUUGUGACGAGCAAGAGAGACCCCAAAAAGAUCUACGAGUGUUCGAAGACUGGACGCUGCUGCGUCUAUGGCGGAGCUAGUGAUUGCGGCACCGGCUCUGCUAGGUGCAUCGUCAAUUAA